AUGGACGUGAUCACGGCGUUUCCGGAAGGAAACUCGUUGGUACGAUACAAUACCAAGCACCAGCGGUUGCUUGUGGCCAACAGUGCCGGUAUCCUCAAAGUGUUUGACGUGCUGGACCCUGAGCUCGAACCAGUGCUGGUGGACAUUAUCGCCAACUUGUGCUCAGUGGACACUCAUGGCGACAAGGCAGUGGUGACAAACACUGCUGGGAACGUCGAGGUGGUUGAUUUGAAGGAAAACCAGAGUACUGGCGUCAUCUACCGCCUGGAAUUGCCCCUACGCGAUGCCGUGAUCAUGAGUGGCGACCGUAUUGCUUGUGGCGGUGGUGAUGCUAAGCUUGUGGUGUGUUCUGGCUCUGGUACCCCGUUAGAGAUUAGCCAGGCGGAUAUGGUGGUCAAUUUGGCCUAUAAUGACCGCAGCGAGCUUUUGGCGGUGGCGUUGGCCAAUGGUUCAGUGGCGAUCUACUCCACGGUAAAUGAAACCCCUGACUUAAUCCACACCCUUACCGAUGUCAUCAGUGAAAAGAUGCACCUCAGUUUGGAUGCCAUUGACUACGAAGAUGAGCACAAGGACGAAUUGGCCAGUACUCGCCCUCAGUGGAGUCCCCAGGGAGACAUCCUUGCCGUGCCUACCGCCACUAACCAAUUGGCAUUCUACAGCCGCGACAAAAAGUGGCAGCAGUCUCAUUUCUUUGACUGUGGCAAGUGCCAUGACCUUCACUACAUCCGCGACCACGUUGUCACUGUUGGCCCUCAAGGGGUCACUUUAUACGAUGCUCAAACGGGUAACCAAAAGUUUCAAGUGCCCUCUAAUGCCGAGGGAGUGCUUCUUAACUUGUUCGCUCAAGAUCGCGAUGUGUUUGUCGGGUCGCUGAAGGGUAGCAUCUAUGUGGUCAGAGACAAACUUAAACUCCCCGAACCCGCUGCAAGCUUAUUCGUUGACAAUGAAGCUGAUGACGAUGGCGACAGCGACGAAGAGCUUUUGGCUGGGAUUGAUGAUAACGGCCACUACCCUGAUGACGAUGAUGACGGGCUUUUCGGGGAAACCCAGCCUCCAGCCAAACGCUUCAAAUCUCUGGCUUCAACCGCGGGCGCCUUCGUUCCCGAAAUUACUCCUUAUUCUCCUGGUCUGACGCCCUGGAAUCUUCAGGGUCUGACUAACGAUCGUCGUUACAUGGCGAUGAACUCCACCGGGUACGCCUGGUGUAGUCGUUCUGGUGCUGAACGCCAACUGAUCACAGUGCUGUUCUUCGACCAUAAUGUCCACCACGACUACCACUUUGUCGACAACUAUGGCUACGAUCUCUGUUCGCUUAACCGUCAUGGGAUUGUUCUCGCUAAACUGGGUUACGACUCGGCAAAAGAGGUAGACAAUGGUAUCAUUUAUUACCGCCAGCAUGACGUCGAACUGGAUGCCUGGGAGCGCCAGGUGCCGUUGCUUGAAGGAGAAUACAUCACCUGUGUGGCCCUCAGUGCCGCGUCCCGUCGCCGGACCGACGAAGACCUAGUGGUGGUGGGCACUCUGCUUGGCUACGUCAGAGUGUAUAACGUCGACGGGGUGUGUCUUUCCGUGCUCAAGAUGGCCCCAGUGGUGUCUCUCAUGCUGCUGGCAGUGGGGAUGAUGUUUUCGGUGCACCAGGUGGGCUCGAGCUACUUCUACAACAUUGUCGACACUCUGGACGACUACCGGUUUGUCCAGCAGGAUCGGGUGUUGCCGAUGAGCGUGCCGCUGCUGAGCGAGGUGCCGUUGAUCAAGGGGAUGUUUUACAACGAAAUGAACGACCCCUGCAUCGUAUGCGGUGCCGAUGACGCGUUGUUGACCCUUCACUCGUGGCGCGAAAGCGGCAACGCUCGGUGGGUGCCUCUCCUCAACUGUCACCAUGCAGUGACGAAAUCGUCGGAGGACGAAGGCGAUAACUUCCGGAAGAACUGGAAGUGCUGGCCCUUGGGGUUGUGGGAGGAUAAAUUGAACUGCAUUGUCCUCAAACAGGCAUCACGAUACCCCGGGUUCCCGUUGCCAUUGCCAAUUGAGUUGGAUAUCCAACUACCUGUCGGUACAUACACGACCAAGGACACCGACCAGGCGAUGAUUGAACCGGAAGAGCAGUUCAUCCGGGCCUACACUAUGGGUAAAAUGCUUAGUGACUUUGCUGGUGGUGAAGAUAAGCCUGAUGAAGAGAUUAUGGAGCGGUUGGAGCAAUAUUCGGAAAUGUUCGAUCGCUCGCUUUUAAUUAUGUUCGGUGAACUGUGCAAGAGCACCCGGUUGGCAAGAGCAUUAUCGGUUGCCAAGAUGAUGAAAACCGACCGGGCGCUUGUCGCCGCCACCAAGAUCGCCGAGCGGAUGGAGUUCCACAAGCUUGCAUCGAAAAUCUCCGAUAUUCGUAUGGCCCUUGAUGAAUAG
This is a messenger RNA of Diutina rugosa, 2400 nucleotides long. Its product is annotated as chromatin-binding protein. The record is from RefSeq and is a predicted model, not a curated record. The coding region runs from base 1 to 2400 and encodes 799 amino acids. NCBI's taxonomy places the organism in Eukaryota, Fungi, Ascomycota, Pichiomycetes, Serinales, Debaryomycetaceae. Gene Ontology annotation, biological process: DNA repair; mitotic cell cycle; DNA-templated DNA replication. Gene Ontology annotation, cellular component: nuclear replication fork. The transcript has a single exon. Gene Ontology annotation, molecular function: protein binding; chromatin binding.